AUUCUGCUGUGGCAGGCUGAGGUGUGGGCCUCGAGCCAGUGGAGGGAGUAUCCAUCUCUGCCGAGACGGCCGGGGGAGAGGGCCCUCCUCAAGGCCAAGGCUCUUUGUGGAGGAGGGAGCACUGGACGCCUGGUCAAGCCUGAGGGGCCUAGAUGAACACAGUAGCUCAGAGGAGCGCCCACUUUGCCUGCUCUAACCCGGACCUUUGCCCUCACUCCGCUCCAGCUCCUCCAGCCAUGGACUCGGCAGCCAGGGACAAAACGCAGCCUGCACUCCCCACUGGCUCUUCCUGCCCAGGGCUGGAGUGGUCGGAGCAGGAAAGGGCGGAGCAGCUGGCCCGGGGUGCAGCACUCAAGUGGGCCUCGGGCAUCUUCUACCGGCCAGAGCAGCUGGCCAGGCUGGGCCAGUACCGGAACCGUGAGGUGCAGCGGACCUGUUCUCUGGAGGCGCGCAUCAAGUCAGUGGUGCAGUCAUACCUGGAGGGUGUGAAGACCGGGGUGUGGCAGCUGGCCCAGGCCCUCGAGGCCGUACAGGGAGCCCGCAAGGCCCUGGGCCAGGCCCGUGGGCUGCUCCGGGAUAUGGCUGAGGCUGCACAGACCCUAGAACCCCUGCGGGAGCAGGUUGUGGAACACAAACAACUGCAGGCCCUGUCUCAGCUGUUGCCCCGGCUGCGAGCUGUGCCAGCUGCAGUGGCCCACACACAGACCCUGAUUGAUGCCCAGCGGCUCUUGGAGGCCUAUGUAAGCCUUCGGGAACUGGAGCAGCUGCAAGAGGAGACAUGCACACCUCUUGGGGGCCUGGAGUUGCCAGUCUUCGAGGGGCUGGGCCCUCUGGCUGAGGCUCUGGGCCAGGCUGUGGAGGCGGCCGCAGGGGCUGCAGGGCAGCUGGCCCGGGAGAACCCAGCCUUGCUGGUGGCUGCUGUGCGUGUGGCCGAGGUGGAUGCUGGGUGCACCACCUCCCUGGAGCAGGCUCCUCGGGACUGGCGGCAGCGCUGUCUGCGUGCACUACAGCAGGGCUUGGAGCGGGUCCACUUCGGGACAUCUCUGCAGCCUGGGCCUGGGGAACUAGCAAAGUGGCUGGAGGCUCUGCGGGUGGCUCUGCCAGCCGAGUUGGCCAUGGCUGAGGCUCUGGUAGCACCCUGCUGCCCACCACACUACAAAGUUGUCCAGUUGUGGGCCCACACCCUGCAUGGUGGCCUGCGGCGCUGCCUGCAGCAACUCCUGGAAGGGCCUGAGUUGGAAGAAGCCGACACCUUCACCCUGCUGCACUGGGUGCUGCAUGUGUACCAGGGGCCAGAAAUGAUGGGGAGCCUGGAGUUGGGGCCUGAGGCUGACGUGUCUGAUCUGGAGCCCCUCCUGACCCUGGAAAACAUUGAGCAGUUGGAGGCAACAUUUGUGGCCAAAGUCCAGGCAAAGGUGGCCCAGUGGCUGCAGAAGGCACUGGAUGGGGAGGUAGUCGAGUGGGGCCGAGAGCAGGGACCCGACACAGACCUGUCUGGCUUCUACCACUCGCCAUUGCCAGCCAUCGUGCUGCAGAUCCUGGAGGAGAACAUUCGUGUGACCAGAAUAGUCAGUGUGUCACUGGAGCAGCGGGUGCAUGGCAUGGCACUGUCAGAACUGAGCGCCUUCCUGAGGAGCUUCACUGAUGCUCUGAUCCGAUUCUCCCGAGACCAUCUCAGGGGGGAAGCAGUGGUCCCUCAUUACGUGCCCUACCUACUGGCCACCCUCAACCACCAGUUAGCACUCAGCUCCUCCGUAUCCGUCCUGCAGCCCAAAUGGGUGGUUCCCGGAGUCUUGGCUCCGGUGGAGGCAGAGCUGGACAAGUUGCAGAAGAGGAUCUGUCGCCUGGUGUUGGAGGCGCUGCUGGCGGAGCUACAGCCCCUAUUCGCGGCUCUGCCCUCGCGUCGCUGGCUCUCAAGCCCAGAGCUGCUGGAUGACGUGUGCAAGCGGACGGCGCGAUUCUGCCAGAACUUUCAGCACGUGCGGAAUCCCGCGGUCCAGCUGUUGCUGGUCGAGGCGGAGCGUACGGUGGUGCUGCAGUACUUAAGUGCGCUGAUGCAAGGCCGCCUAGUCUGCAGCGGUGCUGACGAGAGGACCCAGGCGGCCGAGCGCAUGCAGCACGAUGCGGCCCAGCUUCAGGAGCUUUUCCUCGGUUUGGGCCUGGAGGAGAGCGUUCAGUGUGCGCCAGUGCUGCUUGCAUUGAAGGAGCUGCUGAACCUCCGCGACCCUACGCUACUUGGCCUCGAGGUGGCAGGCUUGAGGCAACAGUUUCCCGACGUGAGGUGCGAAGACGGGCCGGGAAGGGAGGAGACCCAGGAGCGGCUGGGCGGGGCUAACGCACCCGUAACUCCACAGCGAGGAUCAUGUCUCCGCCCUCCUGGACCUGCGCGGAGACGUGUCCCGAGAGCAGCGCCUGGCCGCACUCAGCUCUCUGCGGGCCGGCCCGCAGCCCUCGCCCCAAGCUGGUCGCCGAGCACUUUUCAGCCUCGUGCCAACACCUGCACCCUCGCUGGCCUCCUGCUUCCCCUCAGGGUCCUGUGCCUGACCCCUGACUGCCCGCAGAAUAAAGUCACGUCCCCGUACGCCUGAAUUGUACGUGUUGGCGAAGGGUGGAUGAAAUAAAAGUGCCCACGAAGGGCAGGGGGUCCAAGUGCAGUGACACACCUAAGA
Messenger RNA from Bubalus bubalis (water buffalo), 2669 nucleotides. RefSeq names its product exocyst complex component 3 like 1 (gene EXOC3L1). The transcript is spliced from 13 exons. Gene Ontology annotation, molecular function: SNARE binding. NCBI's taxonomy places the organism in Eukaryota, Metazoa, Chordata, Mammalia, Artiodactyla, Bovidae. Gene Ontology annotation, cellular component: exocyst. The record is from RefSeq and is a predicted model, not a curated record. Bases 153 to 2588 code for a protein of 811 amino acids. Gene Ontology annotation, biological process: exocytosis; exocyst localization.